AUGGGUCCGGCCGUCCAGGCCAUCCUGUGGUGGCCGUUCCCGACAAGCGAGGAGCCAAACAAACUCUUCGUGUUGGAGGCAGGGGAUAGAAGGGCGGCUGCUUCCUGGUCCUCAGAAGGUGAAAAACUGACCCAUGCUGAGGCCAUGAACCUAGCUCCUUACAAGGGAGACGGUAAGCCAUCCUGUACGAAAGCCGUCAACUUAAUGUACAACGGCGCCACCAUACAUCUGAAGCAGGGCGGGUUCAUCCUCGUCAAUGGCAAGGAAGUAGACUCCUUACCAGUCAGCGUUGGCGAUAUUAGAAUACGAGCUGCUUCAUCACUGUUCCUCAUCAUCCAACUACCAAUCAAAGUUGACCUCUGGUGGGACGGAAACACUCGAGUGUUCGUGGACGUGCCACCGUCCUUCAAAGACAGUACUAAGGGUCUAUGUGGAACAUUUAAUUUGAAUCAAAAAGACGACUUCCUCACUCCCGAAGGGGAUGUGGAGCAGACAGCGCUGGCCUUCGCUAACAAGUGGAAGACGAGGGAGUUCUGUGAUGACGUGUCCACUAAGGAACCUGAACACCCGUGUAAGGCAAACAUGCAGAACAAGGACACCGCAGAGGCAUAUUGCAGCAAAUUGAAGAGUAAAAUAUUUGAAUCCGUUAUCACAGCUAUGCACGAUGCACAUACUGAAACCCAUCAAAAUAGAGGGACUAACGCGCCUCCCCCCCUCACAAAACCGCCGAGAGCAGCACUCGAGGUAGAGAGUCUAAUUAGCGGGGGCCUUCGCAGCGCAGAGUCAAUGGGUAGUUUUAUUGCCUCAGAGUUACAAUGUAAGGUGAGGUCAGGAGUACCCGGUGUGUGGUUACAGUUGUCUGAAAGGACAGUGCUGGGCGGAGACCUGGCUUAG
This is a messenger RNA of Danaus chrysippus (African queen), 894 nucleotides long. The record is from the annotation of a GenBank genome assembly. NCBI's taxonomy places the organism in Eukaryota, Metazoa, Arthropoda, Insecta, Lepidoptera, Nymphalidae.